CUUUGGUGUUUCACUUGAUGUCUCCUUGCCGUGCUUACAAGCUCGAUGGCAGAUGAGCGGAGCAGAUCUCCGAGAAGAGACUUUGUGUGGGUAAAGGUGAAGGAUGGCAAUCCGGUUAGAAUCUUGUUGUCCCAGCUGGCAGAUCCGAAAGAUGUCUUCAAUUUGUUGGAGGCGGUGAAGACAAAGGAGAGCCCCAAGUUGGAUACUGUAGCCAUUGGCGACCUCCAGCUAUUCCAGAGCGAAGGGGCGAAAGCAAAUGGUGAGCGAUGCCUUCGUCCUGACCUUCUCAUCGGCGAGGUCAACGGCGGAAACAAGGCCGACAACCCGCUCUACAUCUUCUUCCAUGGUGCGAGCUCCGGUGAGGC
Effrenium voratum is the source of this 365-nucleotide messenger RNA. Lineage: Eukaryota; Dinophyceae; Suessiales; Symbiodiniaceae. The record is from the annotation of a GenBank genome assembly.